AGUGCUUCUAGGUUUUCCAUGGUGGUCUAGCUUCAAUUGACUCAUGAACUCAACCGUUAAACUACUAUAAUAUCCACAAUACCCCAUCUCUGAUUUUAAACCGGUUUUAGUUUCCUUUAGGGGAUUAACCAAAAUCAACGUUGAAAUUCUGUCAUUGAAGUUCUUCGAAAUAAAUGUUUUUGGAUACUAAUAAGCUAUAUAUGUUCAAAAUGAUUGAUUUUCACCAAACGGUUCUUUUAAAAUAAUAUUGACUCUAAAACUAUUUUCGUCCUAAUGCCGAACUGAAUGGGUGCAGAACACAGUGUUAGUCAGCAGAAGUCACAUAAUUUCACAAGAGAUUCUCAGCUAAAUUCUUUCCAGUCAACAAAAAGAUCUGGUCAUUCUUCAUCUCUACCUUCUUCGCCUCAAUAUGAUUGGCGUCGUUCAUCAUUAUCGGGACUUGCUAGUACCUCGUAUUUGAACAACACUAACAAUAGUCGCAAUUAUGGUAGCUUUCAAAGUCCUUCUAAGCAAAAACACCAACAACGAAAUUCUGUAUCUAGUCUACCAAAAGAUACUUUUACUUCAUCAACUGAGCUGGGUUUAGAUAUAUGUCAAAGAUCUUCUUCGACUAAAUCGUUAAAUUACUCAUUCGACAAGUUAUCCUCAACGACUAAUCGUAAACAAGCUGAUGCCGGUAUACUAAUUGUCAAUCGUGGUCGUCAUACUUCAAGUCAUUAUGAUUUAAGUGGCAGUAGAGAUGGUUGCAACAAUCAUACAGAAUUAGGUCGAGUUAUAUUACAAAAACUUCAAUGGAUUUCUAGAUUUGAACCAAUUUCGUCUACUAUGAAAGUACAAUAUCAUUCAUCAAUGGCAGCAACAAUGGAGAAUCAACCCUAUGCAUCAACCUCUCAAUCGAUUCCAUCAUUAUCGUCGUCAACGUCAACAGCAUUUAAAAAGAGACAAUUUAUUCCACAUGUUCCAGAGUUCGAUUAUGAAGCGUUGGUGAAAAUGUCAUCAGUCUAUGAGCAAUAUUUGCAUAAAUAUACUACUGAGUUGUCACAAAAACAAUCUGAUCUGAUCAUUAUAGAAAAUAAAAUUGAUCGAGAUAUUUCACAACUUGUUGAAACAUUUCAAGCACGUGAAAAAGGCAUCAAAAAUAAUCAACAUUCCAUUAAUUCAAUAUUUCAAAGUCCUUUCAAUAGUCCAAAGAAAGUUAAUACAAUUACAAAUUCAAUAAAUGAUUCGACGAAAUUAUCCGGAUCUCAACAAAUUGAGAAUAUUGUUUUAUUAACUAGUCAAAUUUCAUGUUUAUUAACACAAUGUGAUGAAUUAAGUAAACAAUUAAUGAAUUCAAUAAAUAAUUUAAAUGAAUUAUUACCUGAAUAA
Messenger RNA from Schistosoma bovis, 1368 nucleotides. The record is from the annotation of a GenBank genome assembly. NCBI's taxonomy places the organism in Eukaryota, Metazoa, Platyhelminthes, Trematoda, Strigeidida, Schistosomatidae.